Molecule: messenger RNA, 1547 nt
Organism: Exserohilum turcica Et28A
Lineage: Eukaryota; Fungi; Ascomycota; Dothideomycetes; Pleosporales; Pleosporaceae
Exons: 2
Coding region: 149-1456 (435 amino acids)
Biological process (GO): L-phenylalanine catabolic process; homogentisate catabolic process; L-tyrosine catabolic process
Molecular function (GO): fumarylacetoacetase activity
Source: RefSeq, a predicted model, not a curated record
CUUCAAACAGUGCGCAGCUACAGCUCAGUAUACCCAGGGACCCAGGUAGUCCAGAUUGCGUUCAAUUGGCAUUGUUCUGGCCCUUUCUCAACUACCCAGCGCCACGCCAUACCACGCAAUCCCACAUACUAUUACCACUCGUCUUGCCAUGGCCUCGCUACGAUCCUGGUUUAGCAUACCUCGCGGCUCACACUUUUCUCUGGCCAACAUCCCCUUUGGUAUCAUCUCGACUGCGUCGUCGACAAAACCGCGAGUUGCGGUUGCCAUUGGCGAGCAUGCUCUAGACCUCGAGGCCUUUGCCGCCAACAAUGGCUUUUCAGGCCUCUCCACCAUCCAGCCCCACCAGACCGUUUUCUCUGAGCCCUCACUAAAUGCAUUCGCUGCCCUCGGCCGUCCCAUCCACUCGGUCGUUCGCAAGUACAUCCAGAGUGUGUUUUCCGAGGACACGACCUACCCCGAUGUCCUCAAGAACAACAGUGCCCUCCAGAAACAGGCUCUGCUCCCGCUCAACGAGGUCCGCCCUCAUAUCCCUUUUAAGAUUGGUGACUACACCGACUUCUUUGCCGGUCUGAACCACGCGUACAACUGUGGUGUCAUAUUCAGGGGCCCGGAUGACGCUCUGCAGCCAAACUACAAAUACCUGCCAAUCGGUUACCACGGCCGAGCAUCCUCCGUCGUGCCUUCAGGAACGCCAAUCCGGCGCCCCAAUGGCCAGAUUCUGCUGAACCCCACAGCCGAGAAGAAAGUACCUACAUUCGGCGCGUGCAGGAAGCUGGAUAUGGAACUUGAGCUCGGGGCCUUUGUAUGCGGCUCCAACGAGCAAGGCGUGCCCAUCCCGAUAGAAAAGGCAGAGGAAAACCUGUUUGGCGUGGUGCUCAUGAACGACUGGUCGGCACGAGAUGUCCAGGCGUGGGAGUAUGUGCCCCUGGGGCCUUUCAACGCAAAGAACUUUGGGACAACAAUCAGCACAUGGGUUGUGCAUGCAGAUGCGCUGGAGCCGUUCAAGACAAAGGGUCUCGAGAACGAUGCCGAAGUACUGCCCUACCUGAAGCAAAAGAGCGACAAGACCGUAUACGACAUCAACCUCGAGGUCGAUAUCAAGACAUCCUCUGGUAGCAAGGCUACUGUGUGCAAAGUCAGUGGGAAAAACCUCCUGUGGUCCUUUCCACAAAUGCUAGCACACCACACCAGUACCGGAUGUCCCGUCAACCCUGGAGACCUGCUAGGUUCAGGUACCAUUAGCGGGACCUCGCCAUCCUCGUUUGGAAGUUUCCUGGAGCAGAGCUACAACGGCAAGGAGUCGAUCCAGAUUGCAGGCGGAGAGAAGAGGACGUUCCUGGAGGAUGGUGACGAGGUUACUAUCCGGGGUGUAUGCGGCACGGAUGAGGAAGCUCUUGUGGGCUUUGGAGAGUGUGUUGGGCGCAUUGAGCCUGCUCUCACACUGAGCUUUGCCUAGGUCUUGUAGCCAGCAGCUUUAUGCCCUGCAGAUACUGAGUAGCAUCCAGCAAUGUGAAUAUGCAGCAAGCAUCAACAAGAAGGGGGUAGCC